AGCUCUCUUCACCAGCCUUUGCUUGCUUGUCACACGCACGCUCCACACAAACACAUCUAGCUAGCUAGUCAACCGAGAGAGGAAGGAGACUUAGCUCGAGAUGCCAACGACAAUCGUGACCGCCGCGACGGGGGUGAUGAAUCCCCUCAUCGGCAAGCUCACCAAGCUGAUGGGAGAUGAGUACAAGAAGCUCAAGGGAGUGAGGAAAGAAGUGGCUUUUCUCAGGGACGAGCUCAGCGCCAUGAAUGCUGCCCUUGAGAAGCUGGAGUUCAUGGAAAAUGUCGAGCCAAAUACCAAGAACUGGAGGGACCAUGUCAGGGAGAUGUCCUACGACAUGGAGAACUGCAUCGAUGACUUCAUGCAGGAUAUUGGAGGUGCCGACGCCAACGCCAGUGCAGGUUUCAUGAAGAGGAUGUCUCGGCGCCUGAAGACGCUAAGGGUGGGUCACCGGAUUGCCGGCCAGAUCGAAGAUCUCAAGGCUCUUGCACUAGAGGUGAAUGAACGGCGAAUAAGAUACAAGAUUGACAACUGCAAUGGACCUGUGAAUAUAGAUCCGCGGAUUUCAGUGAUCUACAGAGACGCUGUUGGAGUUGUGGGUACUGAUGGCCCAAAGAAGGAGGUUCUCAGUUUGUUAACAGACACCGAGAAGAAGCUCAAGGUGGUGUCCAUCGUGGGAUUCGGAGGACUUGGUAAAACUACCCUUGCUAAUCAGGUGUAUGAUGAUCUCGAAGGGCAAUUUGAAUGUAAUGCAUUUAUUCCCGUCUCUCAAAAACCAGACAUGGCACGGCUUCUCAAUAGCCUAAGAUUAAAGAUUGGGAUAAAUGAGUCAUCUGGUAUUUGUAAGAUGGAAGACAUCAUCGGUCAACUUAGAGAACACCUUGCAAACAAGAGAAUGAAGCCCCUUGGCUCUGAAGAUUCAAGAAGGUUAUUCAUGAACAGAGUAUUUGGGCCUGAAAACAUGUGUCCAUCUAAUUAUGAAGAAGUCUUAAAUGAAAUUCUGAAGAAGUGUGGCGGGCUGCCACUUGCAAUCAUUACGAUAGCUAGCCUAUUAGCUUGUCGUCAAGAAAGAUCAAGGAAAGACUGGGAGAACAUAAAGAAUUCUCUGGGUGCCCAGUUUGCCAUAAACCCCACACUGAAAGAGAUGAGGAGUAUAUUGAACCUCAGCUAUAUGAAUCUUCCUAUUCAUCUCCGCACUUGUUUUCUUUACCUUGGUAUGUACCCAGAAGACUAUGAGAUUAUGAGGGAUGAUCUAGUCCGAAAAUGGAUAGCGGAAGGCUUUAUCAGUAAUUUAUAUGGAACGAAUUUGCAUGAUGUUGGGAUAAGUUAUUUCAAUGAGCUAGUCAAUAGAAGCUUGAUUCAGCCUGUAAUAACCGAAUACAAGGGGGUAUUUUGCAAAGUACAUGAUAUGAUGCUGGAUUUGAUCCUUAGCAAGUGUGCAGAAAAUAAUUUUAAUAUUCUGGCAUAUACUUCUGAAGACAUGGCAAGACUGCGUGUCUGCGCGUACAAGAUCCGCCGGUUAUCCACAGGAACAACAAGAGAAACAAUACCAUGGACGGUCUCAGAUAGCACAUCACAACUUCGGUCAUUGGUGUGGCUCGGAUAUUGCAAGUCCAUACCUUGUCUUUCUCAGUUCAAGUAUAUCCGUGUGUUAUCCUUUGAAUGUCCAGAUUUACCUGGGAGUUCACAUCUGGACUUCAUUGCUAUCAGCCAAUUGUUUCAACUGCGGUAUUUAAAGGUUUCAGAUUAUUGCUAUGCAAAGCUUCCCACUGAAAUUCGGGGGCUUGUGCAUUUGGAUACGUUGGAUGUACCAAAUGGAAACAUCCCAUCAGACAUAGAGCACUUGCCCUGCUUGUCUAAUCUGACAAUGGGUGGGUAUGGGAUGUUGGGGUUACCUGAAAGGAUCGGGAUCAUGGAAUCACUUCGCACACUCGAUGGUUUCAAACUGGAGAGGAGUUCGCUGGAGGCUCUUGAGGGCCUUGGUAAGUUGACGAAUCUGUGGAGUCUGAAGCUUUAUCACUCUGCUGAUGAUGAGUGCAAUCUGCUGGAGAAGGCAGCGAAGUUUGAUGCUUUUGUCUCUACUAUUUGUAAGCUACGCAACCUCAAAUAUCUCAUGAUGAUAGGCGAUCAUGAUGAUAAGGAUGACAUUUUAGCCUCAGUUUCAGAUCCUCCCGCCCUUAUCGAGGAAAUGUACCUUACCAGCUGGAGGAUGUUGGGAGUUCCUAAAUGGAUCCGUGAUCUCAGUUGCCUGCAUAGCCUGGGAUUAUCUGUUACGGAGACGGAAACUGAUGCGAUUACUGUUCUUGGAGGACUACCAUCACUCGUCUACCUCCUUCUUGAAGUCGUGACAUGCCCUAAAGAAGAUGCUGUAAUCGUCAGCAAGGGAUUAUUCCCAAAUCUGGAGCGCCUUACAUUCAUCUCGGAAGAAGAUGUUACGGCAUUUCUGGGUUUCGAGGCAGAAGCAAUGCCUAAGCUACGAGAGCUCAAUCUGGAACUCACUGCGCCGUCGUGGGGUGGAGCUGCACCAGUCGGCAUCGAGCACCUCUUGGCCCUCCAGCAGAUCAGUUUUAUUGUCUGCUGCAACCAUGAGGAAUCUCUUGAACAAGUGAAGCUCAAAGGCCUGUCUGUGUUUAGGAACGCCGUGCAACUGCACUCAAGCCGUCAUUCCAUGGAUAUUAACUGUUACCCCUUCUAGCGAGUGAAGCAUGAACGGCAUCGAGCACCUCUUGGCCCUUCCACCGAGCAGUCUAGCUCUGGACGGCCCCUAUUGUAACUUUCAGCGUUUCCUCUGCUAUAUGUUGUAUACUACUGUUUUCCAUUCAUUUUUCGUUCGUGUUUAAUGUCUCGGGUGUUGUUACAUCAGUAUCUCCGAUGUACUAUGAGAGGGUAUGGAACCUCAACUAUUCAUUUAUAAUUUCCACAUGCAUGUUGAUGUGUAUCCAG
Molecule: messenger RNA, 2940 nt
Organism: Hordeum vulgare subsp. vulgare (domesticated barley)
Lineage: Eukaryota; Viridiplantae; Streptophyta; Magnoliopsida; Poales; Poaceae
Product: disease resistance protein RGA5-like
Exons: 3
Coding region: 101-2692 (863 amino acids)
Biological process (GO): defense response to other organism
Molecular function (GO): ADP binding
Source: RefSeq, a predicted model, not a curated record